AAAGAGCAGCUGCGCCCCGGGCAACCAGGGACCCCCAGGAUCCCAGCCUUGCCCGACGGGCCCGCGGCCGCGAUGCCGGAUGAGCUGACCGAGCCCGGGCGCGCCACACCGGCUCGCGCCUCCUCCUUCCUCAUCGAGAACCUGCUAGCAGCCGAGGCCAAGGGCGCGGGGCGCUCAACCCAGGGCGAUGGCGUCCGCGAGGAAGAGGAGGAGGACGACGACGACCCGGAGGACGAGGAUCCGGAGCAGGCGCGACGACGACGACUACAGCGGCGGCGACAGCAGCGUGCGGGCAUCGGGCCGGGCGGGGAGGCGAGGGCCCGGGCACUGGGCCUAGGGCCCCGGCCGCCUCCUGGGCCCGGCCCGCCCUUCGCGCUCGGCUGCGGAGGUGCAACGCGGUGGUACCCACGGGUGCACGGCGGCUACGGAGGUGGUCUGAGUCCUGACACAAGCGACCGGGACUCUCCGGAGACCUGCGAGGAGAUGGGCCGCGCAGAGAGCGCCUGGCCGCGGUGCCCCGGGCCAGGAACCGUUCCGCGGGAGGUGACGACGCAGGGCCCGGCGACCGGCGGGGAGGAGGCGGCGGAGUUGGCCGAGCCUCCGGCGGUGGCGGCGGCGGCGACAGGGGAGGCGCGCGGCGGCCGCAGGAAGAAGACGCGCACGGUCUUCUCGCGCAGCCAGGUCUUCCAGCUCGAGUCCACUUUCGAUCUGAAGCGCUACCUGAGCAGCGCGGAGCGCGCGGGCCUCGCCGCCUCGCUGCAGCUCACCGAGACGCAGGUCAAAAUCUGGUUUCAGAACCGCCGCAACAAGUGGAAGCGGCAGCUGGCAGCGGAGCUGGAGGCGGCCAGCCUGUCUCCGCCGGGCGCGCAGCGCCUGGUCCGCGUGCCGGUGAUCUACCACGAGAGUCCCCCGGCCGCCGCGGGGCCCGCGCUGCCCUUCCCGCUGGCGCCGCCCGCACCCGCACCGCCGCCGCCGCUGCUUGGUUUCUCGGGUGCGCUUGCUUACCCGCUGGCCGCCUUCCCUGCCGCCGCCUCGGUUCCCUUCCUUCGCGCGCAGAUGCCAGGGCUUGUGUGAGCCGGCACCCUCCAUGUAGGAGGCGGUGCGGGGGAGUGGGGGAGGCGCCGCGCGCCUCGCAGCCCCUCGAGCGGCCGUCUCCGUGGGCAGCUGCUCCAGAGUGUACCGGACAGCGGCGGCAGCCGGGACUCGCAGCCAGCUGCAGGACUGGAGACCCGUUCCGAUCGAAAGCCAGGGCGAUGCGCUAGCUCUCGCCAGCACGGAGUGCUGCAGCAGAGGCCGGCUCCGAGUCAGCAAACGGACACUUGGAAUGGGCUGGCCGAGGAACCACACGGCGACUGUCCCGAGGCAUCCUGGCCCUAAUUCAGAUUGUCCUUUUCUCGGGAGGGAUCUUGCAGGAACCCAGACAUCAGGGGCCCCUUCCAAGGGACAGUACAGAGAGCUGCGGGCCUUGGGACAACUCAUCUUGGGCCUCUUUUCCGAAGAGGGCUUCUCUCUUGGCGGCCUUGGUUCUCUUGGCUUGACAAGACUUUUUUUUUCUUUUUUCUGUGAUAAAUCUACUUCUUUGCAUAUGGAAUAAAAAGGGACGUUUUCUU
Molecule: messenger RNA, 1610 nt
Organism: Mus caroli (Ryukyu mouse)
Lineage: Eukaryota; Metazoa; Chordata; Mammalia; Rodentia; Muridae
Gene: Hmx1
Product: H6 family homeobox 1
Biological process (GO): negative regulation of DNA-templated transcription; regulation of transcription by RNA polymerase II
Cellular component (GO): nucleus
Molecular function (GO): RNA polymerase II transcription regulatory region sequence-specific DNA binding; DNA-binding transcription factor activity, RNA polymerase II-specific
Source: RefSeq, a predicted model, not a curated record